AAGCUCCUUUUACAGCAGGGAGCACAUGGCGCGCAGACCAACGGUGGGACGUUCCCAGGAAAGUGCUGACAUGCUGCAGACUCCUUGCCUCGAAUUCCGCGCUCCCAAAAUAGGCCGGCCGGAUAUUUCAGGCGCGCUGCUCCUGCCCUAAGAAAGUUAAAGAACUCGGCCGGAGGGGGAGGGCCGAGCCGCGGCGACACCCGAUCCGCUGCCCCGUCACCGACCGCGGGCAAUAAGAGACCGGGCGCCGGGAAGCGGUAGCUCCAUCCGUGGGAAGAGCUCAGCGCCGCUCGCUGUUCGCCGUUCGCCGCUCGCCGCUCCAACCAUGUCGUUCUCAGCAGACGAGCUUGCCGACUUCAAGGAGGCUUUCCUCCUGUUUGACAGGACUGGUAAUUCCAAGAUCACCUACGGCCAGGUUGCAGAUGUCAUGAGGGCUCUUGGCCAGAAUCCAACUAAUGCUGAAGUGAAAAAGAUUCUGAGUGACCCCAGUGCAGAGGAGAUGGCCAACAAAAGCAUUGAUUUUGACCAGUUUCUUCCCAUGCUUCAGACCAUGGCUAACAACAAGGACCAGGGAUCCUAUGAGGACUUUGUUGAGGGUCUGCGCGUCUUCGACAAGGAAGGCAAUGGCACAGUGAUGGGCGCUGAACUUCGCCACGUUCUGGCCACACUGGGUGAGAAGCUGACAGAAGAGCAGGUGGAAGAGCUGCUGAAAGGACAGGAAGAUGCCAACGGCUGCAUCAACUAUGAGGCUUUUGUCAAACACAUCAUGUCUGUCUAAGAGGGAUCCCCAUGAAUUGGUGCAUAUGGUUCUAAGUCGCUGAACACCUGACACAGCCAAGGUAUCCCAUCCUGGAACUGUCCCAUCAGUGCAAUAGUUCUCCUUCAAGGCUGCACAAGAACCACUUUGUUUUUUCUACGUAUCCAAUGGACUAUAUUUCAACCAACAAAAGGGGAAAAAGAAAACAAGAACUUGAUAUUUUUGGUACCAAACCCAAUGGAUAAAGCUACUUAGCUUGUCCACGAUGUUUGACACGGUUGGAAAGUGCACGCGGAAGUCAGCAUCCAAUAAAGGCUCCGUGGUCAGUC
Pristis pectinata (smalltooth sawfish) is the source of this 1086-nucleotide messenger RNA. Its product is annotated as myosin light chain 1, skeletal muscle isoform. Bases 326 to 778 code for a protein of 150 amino acids. The record is from RefSeq and is a predicted model, not a curated record. Lineage: Eukaryota; Metazoa; Chordata; Chondrichthyes; Rhinopristiformes; Pristidae. Gene Ontology annotation, cellular component: contractile muscle fiber; myosin II complex. Gene Ontology annotation, molecular function: calcium ion binding. The transcript is spliced from 7 exons.